AUGGCAAGGUAUACGCCCCUCCCGCCCGGAUGGGAGCAGAGCAUUGUACUGUCCGACGAUGUUACUCAUGCAAGGUUGCGCAAGAUGUACGGAGCUGCCUUUACGUCCAAAGCUCUGGAAGAGCAAUCCGGCUUGCUAUUGAGAUAUGCCAAUCUUAUGAUUGCCCAACUCAAGGUCGCUCUUCAGCAGGAUCCCACGCAAGAUGUGUCGGCGUGGUAUAACUUUGUGACCUUCGACUUGACGGGAGAGUUCGCCUUCGGCGAAGCAUUCAACUGCCUGGUCUCGGGUGGGCAAUAUCACUUCUUCAUGAAGACAGUAUUUGAAGGCGUCGUGGUUGGGCUGCAGCUUGGUGCCUUGCAGAUAUAUGGCGUGAUGACACUAUUGGAACCAUUCAUUCCGAGGUCUGUGAUGAAGCCGAAAGAAGACAUGGAUAACUACGCACAAGCCCUUGUGGACAAGCGAGCUGAGCGAGGAUAUGACCCGAAUGUUGUCGAUGUUAUGAACUACCUACUGCAACAGAAGGAGCAAGAAGGCGAGCUCAGCCGAGAAGCUCUCCACGAGAACGGCAUUGCGCUCGUGGUAGCUGGCGCCGAGACCACGGCAACUUUACUCACGGCGACAACGUACUUCCUUUGCAGAAACCCAGACACACUGAAGAAGGUGCAGCAGGAAGUCAGGUCAGCCUUCAAGUCGGACGAGGAGAUCGAUGUACGAUCCGUCAACAAUCUGCCGUACAUGAUCGCGGUUUUGUCCGAGGGUCUGCGUGUCUUCCCACCAUCGCCAUGGGGCUUUGUGAGGAGGAUAGCAAGUAAGGCCGGUCAGGAUGUGGCGGGUAACUACGUUCCUCACAAUGCUCGUGUGUCCAUCACCCAUCAUGCAGCUUACCGCUCAGAGACCAACUUCGCUCGCCCGAAUGACUUCGUACCAGAGCGUUGGAUGUCUGAUGUUCCAGCAGAAUUCAAGAACGAUCGACGAGAUGUGCUACAGCCAUUUAUGGUAGGCCCUCGAGGCUGUAUUGGAAAAGGCCUUGCGUAUGCUGAGAUGCGGCUUCUUCUUGCUAAGAUGCUCUGGCACUUUGACUUCGAGCUUGCUGAUGAUAGCUUGGAUUGGUAUUCGACGUGUAAGCCGUACAUGGUAUGGGAGAAGGGUCCUCUGAAGGUCCGAUUGACGCCUGUACAGCGUUGA
Messenger RNA from Recurvomyces mirabilis, 1185 nucleotides. RefSeq lists its product as uncharacterized. Gene Ontology annotation, molecular function: iron ion binding; oxidoreductase activity, acting on paired donors, with incorporation or reduction of molecular oxygen; monooxygenase activity. Bases 1 to 1185 code for a protein of 394 amino acids. NCBI's taxonomy places the organism in Eukaryota, Fungi, Ascomycota, Dothideomycetes, Mycosphaerellales, Teratosphaeriaceae. The record is from RefSeq and is a predicted model, not a curated record. The transcript is spliced from 7 exons.